Aaosphaeria arxii CBS 175.79 is the source of this 1480-nucleotide messenger RNA. RefSeq names its product glycosyltransferase family 15 protein. Gene Ontology annotation, molecular function: alpha-1,2-mannosyltransferase activity. The record is from RefSeq and is a predicted model, not a curated record. Bases 244 to 1458 code for a protein of 404 amino acids. Gene Ontology annotation, cellular component: Golgi apparatus; membrane. Lineage: Eukaryota; Fungi; Ascomycota; Dothideomycetes; Pleosporales. The transcript has 3 exons. Gene Ontology annotation, biological process: protein N-linked glycosylation; protein O-linked glycosylation; cell wall mannoprotein biosynthetic process.
CCUCUUGUGAUGCACCUUCGUAGUGCUCGCACUCCGUUCGUUUCGCUUUAGUCACCACACACAACCACCCCUGGAACAACAGUCCCACCGCCCGCCGUGAACGUCCAACGGCGUCGCAUCAAGAAUUCAAAUAAGCCAGCACGUGCUUCAUCCCAUCAAGGAGAACAACAGGCCCGUAAUCACUCCGAGGGUCCUGCGAUACUCGAGAAGACCCGUUCCGACCAGCCUCAGGCAACCGGCGCAAUGGCAGGUACUCAGCGGUACCUGCGUUAUAUCGUCUUCGCACUCAUCUGCCUUAUCCUCCUCUUCUUCAUAUCCUCCUCCUCCACCGUCCAGACAUCAUGGCCCACCGCCAACGUUCCUCAGACCACCGAGCCUGAUACGAAAGGCGCCGUCCCCAAACCUGAUCCUCUUGCCACCGAUUCCAACCCACCCAAGACCCCGAAUGUUGAUAAAGAAUUGCCUCCUGCCAUCGUUCCUGGAGACCGCAUGAAUGCUACCUUCGUGACGCUCGCCCGUAAUUCUGAUCUCUGGGAGAUUGCCAAGUCUAUCCGUCAUGUCGAGGAUCGUUUCAACCGCAAGUUCAACUACGACUGGGUCUUCCUCAACGACGAUGACUUCAACGACGAGUUCAAAAAGGUCACGACCGCCCUCGUAUCCGGCCGAACCCGAUAUGGCAAGAUUCCUAAGGAGCACUGGUCAUUCCCCGAUUUCAUUGAUCAAGACAAGGCCGCCAAGGUCCGCGAGGAGAUGAAGGAGAAGAAGAUCAUCUACGGAGACUCUGUCAGCUACAGGCACAUGUGCCGCUACGAGUCUGGUUUCUUUUUCCGCCACCCCUUGAUGCUCGAGUACGAGUGGUACUGGCGCGUGGAGCCAAGCAUUGAGCUCUACUGCGACAUCAACUACGAUACCUUCAAGUGGAUGGCCGAGAACAAGAAGAAAUACAGCUUCGUGCUCAGCCUUUACGAAUACGUCGAGACGAUCCCCACAUUGUGGGAGGCAGCCAAGAACUUCUCUGCUCACCACCCGGAGCACAUCGCCAAGGACAACUCCAUGAAGUUCCUCAGUGAUGACGACGGAAAGACCUACACCAACUGCCAUUUCUGGUCCAACUUCGAAAUCGGAAAUCUUAACUGGCUUCGCUCCAAGGCCUACGUGGACUUCUUCGAGUCGCUCGACCACGCCGGCGGUUUCUUCUACGAGCGCUGGGGCGAUGCGCCAGUCCACUCCAUCGCGGCAGGUCUGAUGUUGAACAAGGACGAGAUUCAUUUCUUCAACGACAUUGCCUACUACCACGUUCCCUUCACGCAUUGCCCCACAGGCGAGCAGUACCGCCUCGACCACAAGUGCCACUGCAACCCCAAGGAGAACUUUGACUGGAAUGGCUACUCCUGCACCGCUCGAUUCUACGAGACCAACGGAAUGCAGAAACCAGAGGGGUAUGACAAGGAGAAAUAAGUUGUCCGUCUUACACGAUCCC